Colletotrichum graminicola M1.001 is the source of this 1038-nucleotide messenger RNA. RefSeq lists its product as uncharacterized. NCBI's taxonomy places the organism in Eukaryota, Fungi, Ascomycota, Sordariomycetes, Glomerellales, Glomerellaceae. The coding region runs from base 1 to 1038 and encodes 345 amino acids. Gene Ontology annotation, biological process: sphingolipid biosynthetic process; inositol phosphoceramide metabolic process. The transcript is spliced from 3 exons. Gene Ontology annotation, cellular component: inositol phosphoceramide synthase complex. The record is from RefSeq and is a predicted model, not a curated record. Gene Ontology annotation, molecular function: inositol phosphoceramide synthase activity.
AUGAGUUCAGGGCUUGGCGUCUUGAGAAAUGUUAUUGAACCAGCAUUCAUUGUCUUUGCCUUCACAGUCGGCACCCUGAUCAACCGCCGGAGACCGCAUCUCGAUGAUGACGUGGAUUCCUGCGAGCGUGGAUCGGAAGACUCCGGCUCGCCCCCCGUCUCUCCACUUCUCAAACCGGGUAUGCACGCCGUAUCGUACGAAGAGUCCCGCAUCAACGCGAAGCUCCUUGUGCGCUUCUACCGCACGUUUCCCUUCCUCGCCGAGGUUUGGUACUGGAACGCCACGUACUGGGUGUACCAACUCCUCCGUGCCUUCUCGGCGCGAAUGAUCGCCGGCAACGAAGCCGUCUUCAUGCGUGCGCAAGAGCAUGCCAUCUCCAUUCUGAAGCUGGAAGGGGUGUUUGGGCUGGACAUUGAGCUCGGCGUGCAGCGAUAUGUCCUCAACAACGUGCCCUGGAUGAUGCCGUAUCUCGCCAAGAUCUACUACUUCCACAUCAGCUUGGGCAUCAUGUUCAUCAUCUACUGCUACACGUUUCUGCCGUCCGGCACAUUUCAGAGGAUCCGACGGACCAUCGCCAUGGACAACGUCAUUGCAUUUGUCAUCGUGACCACGUAUCGUUGCAUGCCGCCGCGCCUACUGCCAGCCGAGUACGGAUUUGAGGACGUGCUUCAUGGGAAGAAAGGAGGAGGCAACGCGUGGACUCACAACAAGUUUCAGUUGACCAUUGCCGCGAUGCCGAGUCUUCACUGCGGAACGGCCUUGUUCCUGGCCUGGUCGAUAUGUCGCUUCUCGCCUCAUCGCCCUCUCCGGCUCGUCGCGCCGCUGUGGCCCAUGGCCAUGUUCUUCACCAUCGUUGCCACGGCAAACCAUUUCAUCCUCGACGCCGUGGUAGGUGCCAUGGUCGUCACCCUCGGAUGGAGGUUCAACCGGGCCGUUCUUGUUUUGUUGCCGUUGCAGAACUGGGUGCUCGAGAGGCUGGGUCUCAAAGUCCCGGAGGAGGAGAAAACCUCGGCAGCCAUGACCAAGGGGUGGCGAUGA